Molecule: messenger RNA, 5027 nt
Organism: Thamnophis elegans (Western terrestrial garter snake)
Lineage: Eukaryota; Metazoa; Chordata; Lepidosauria; Squamata; Natricidae
Gene: ZGRF1
Product: zinc finger GRF-type containing 1
Exons: 26
Coding region: 169-4872 (1567 amino acids)
Biological process (GO): double-strand break repair
Cellular component (GO): nucleus; site of double-strand break
Molecular function (GO): helicase activity; zinc ion binding
Source: RefSeq, a predicted model, not a curated record
UAAAGGUCCAUAAGGGAGUCCGAGAUCAUGACAGUGCAGCAUUUUUGUCUCUAUGGUAUUUGUCGCGUCGCAGAAACGUCAUCGCGCUUGUGGAGCGGGAACUUUCGUAAGGUGAUGUAUAAUGAUUGGAAGUGAAAGCAGGUGGUUUGAUCUUAGCAUGUCAAAAUAAUGGCUUAUCAGGAAUUUUUUGUUUUAUACACACAUCAGAAGACUAAAAAAUCUAAAGUGUGGCAAGAUGGAAUUUUGAAGGCUGUAUUUGGAGGAAAUAAGGCAAACCUAUAUGAUGAUAAAGGACAACUCUUGGAUAGUAUUUUCAUAAAAUUACAGAUAAAACCUGGUGAUGACUUUGAAUCCGAACGAUAUUUAAUCACUGUAGAAAGUGAAAAUGUUUCUAAAACUGAUUAUAAUAAUUCAAAGAACACAGAACAGCUAAAGUUAACAAGUAACUCCUUGAAACCCCUUGCUACUUCAUCUCUAUGCCAUCCAAAGCGAAAAUAUUCUGGUUUCCAAAUACCACGUCAGGUGGAAAAGAAAAAGUUAGCGGAGGAACCUGCAUUGCCAUCUACAUCCAACGGUCCUCUUUCAUCCUUCCCACACCAAUUUUAUGCGUCUUCUCCUUUAUUUUCUGUUCCUUGCCAAAAUAGGGAAGAUACUAUCUUACUCUCAAAUAUUAAUGGGGAUGCUUCUACAAAGAAUAUUAAAGAUGCAUGUUUUAAUUUUCUGGAUUCAACCUCUUUAGAUGAUGAACAUGAAAUAGUACAGAAUAAAAAAUGUAGUAGCAAUAGUUUAGCUGUUGAAUAUUUGAAGCCAAAUUUUCAGUUAGAAAAUCCACUGGUCAAUUCAAGAUAUCAUGCAUUUUCAGAGAACAUUCGAAGCAGAGCUGAAAUUAUAGCACUUUUGAGUCAUGACCAACAUGUUUCCAAGAGUCUAGAAAAUGAGACUACUGCCUCACUGAAAAAUCUACCGUUCACAAUGAGGCAAUCAGAAUCCAACCCAGAAGUUUUAUUGCAAAGAAAAAGCCGAUGGGAUGCUUAUAUGCCAUCAUGUUUAUCUGAUGUACAUAACACAGAAAACAACGAUGAGAAUACUAGUGAUUUGCAAUCAAUUGAAAAGAGCUUAAAUGAGAGUGAAUGUGUAAACAGAAGCCAAUCCAAUGACCAUAAAGAGAUUCCACAAAUGCCACCUUCUUGGAAACUUGAUAUUUCUCCUGUUAGUAAAGGUUCUACUGGAAGUCAGCUGUAUAACUUUUUCCCAAGUGAAUCCUUCAUGAAUAAAAGCAAUAAAACUGAAUUAUGUUCACUUGAUGAUGCUAAUUUGAACUGUGGAAAUGCACUGAAAACAUUUGAAGACUCAUCAGAAUCAAACAGACAUGGCAUAAUUGGUAAUUUGGAAAGGAGUAGCCCAGGUGUUGACUUUGCAAAUCCAGGAAAACAAUUUACAGAGGUUAACUUUAAUCUUUUAAAUAUGCUGGAUUUUAGUGGCACAGAUGAUAAUAACCCUAAUGAAAACAGCAUUAUUUCUCAAGGUUCUGUAUGCCUAAGGCAAGAAAUUAAAAAUCAAGUUGAGGUCAGUGCUGAAAAAAACUGUGAUAUAAUAGGAUGUAGUAGUGAAAGGAAAGACAAUGUACAAUUAGAGUUUGUACAAGAUCAUGAUUUCAACAGGAUCUCAGGAUCCCAGCCAUUAUCUCUUUGUGAUGAAAUUUCUGCAAAGCCUGUCAACAUUAAAGAAAAGGGUACAGCGAUUUGGGAGAAAAAAUGGCAAAAUUCAGAAGUUUUGAUUAAUGAGAAGAUAGACACAAGCACAUUAUAUGUGCAGAAUACGGAUGUCCACCAGCAAUUUCCAUGUGCAAGCAGAAACUUGAUAAUGGAAAAUGAUGUGGACUGUGAAAUGCAAGAUAUUAAACAAAGUUUUGCAGAAGCAUUUUGUCCUGAAGAUGUGCAGAUACCUUGCCUACAUUCUGACUCACCAAAUCUGGUAGUUGAAUUUCACGGAUACCAGGUGAAAGGCUCAGCAGCUAGUGAGAUGAUGACAAGAGAACGCUGUUCGUAUCACAGAAAGGAUCCACAAAGUGACAUCACCAAAUCUGAAAGUGCUUCAAAAGAUGCAUCCUUUUUUUUAGUGCAAGAACUGAACUGUCCUGAGGUACCUGAGUUUGUUAAGCCUCUAGGUUCAGAAGAUGAUCUCAGUAACAGCGAAACCAAAACAUUUAGAAAUGAAUUCAAUGUUUUUGAAGAAAAAAGCAGUAACAAAUUUUUAACAAAGACUACAUCUUUUAAACCUCCAAAUCAGAUUGUGACAAAUUCUUCCUCAAAUCUGGACUUCACAGAGUCUGUUUCGGGGGAAUUUAAUAAGGACACUUCUGAACUGUAUUUCCCUAGGGCAGAUAUGGUAAAGAAUACUAAUGUACCUAAACGACAACAACACAUCCCAGUUGAAUUUCAGUCUCCAGCACAUUAUAAGAAUGUUUUUAUUACUGCAUUGAUAGAACAUUUAAACAUAGUAUUAUUUGAACUAUCAAAAAACCUACAUAAAGCUCUUGGGAAAGUGGACAUAUCUUUCUAUUCAUCGAUGAAAGAAGGGCAACAAGAGAAUACUGCGCCUCUCUGCAGCCACAAAAUAGCAGCAAAGCUUGUUAUGGUUAGAAAAGAAGGCCGAAAUAAGGGUCGUCUGUUCUAUUCUUGUGACGCAGCUAAAGCAGAUCGAUGUAAUUUUUUUAAGUGGCUUGAAGAUGUAAAACCUGUACAGAUGGAGAGUAAACCUUGUAUUAUACUUCAUGAUAUAAAGAGUAUUGGAACUUACCUCAGAUGUCAAAGAAUUUCUAUCUAUGAAGAAUGCCAACUUCUAGUAAGGAAAAUGUUUGAUACCCAAAGAAAACAAUUUGGUAAGAUGAAGACAUGUAAUAUUGCAAAGGCUAGCUUUGACUGUGAUUCUAAGAGGAAAUUAUUUCUUAAACUGAAUCGGAAGGAACAUUCCUCUGCAUAUAGCAAAGAUGAUCUUUGGGUUGUUUCCAAGACUUUGACGUUUGAACCCUUGGACACUUUCAUUGCAUAUAGUGUUUUUUUUGGACCAUCCUCUAAUAAUGAAGUGCAGUUGGAGCCUCUUAAUGGUUAUAGCCCAUCAAAUUGGUGCUCAGAUAUGAUUGUUCAUGCCUUGUUUGUGUGUAACGCUAGCACAGAACUCACAAAUUUGAGAAAUAUACAGGAAAAUGUCAGUUCAAUCACUUUGCCAAUCAUGCAACAUCUACUUACAAAGGGUUUCAAAGAAUUAUUUCCAAAAACCAAAGAAAGAAAACAAAAGUUUAAACCACCAGCACUAAAUACAAAUGCAAAAAAAUCUGAAGCUUUCAGCCCAGAAAUAGUUAUAAAUCUUGCUGAUAAAAUUAUUCAAGCUUUCCAGCUAAAUAAAGAUCAAGCCACAGCAAUGAUGAAGAUCGGUGCCAUGAUGACAUCUCAAGAAAUAAACACAGAAACAGGGAAGCAUCCAACGUUUCCAAUAACAAUAAUACAUGGUGUGUUUGGAUCCGGAAAAAGUUUAUUGCUGGCUAUUGUGAUUUUACUCCUGGCACAAAUAUUUGAAAUCCACGAAGCAGCUAAUGGCAAACGGUCAGUGCCAUGGAAAAUAUUGAUUUCUUCUUCCACCAAUGUUGCUGUAGACAGAAUACUACUGAGCCUACUAGACAUUGGAUUUGAAGACUUCAUUAGAGUGGGAAGCAUUAAAAAAAUUGCAAAGCCAAUUCUUCCUUACAGCUUGCAUGCUGACUCAGGAUCUGAAAAUGAACAGCUGAAAGAAUUACUUGCCUUGAUGAAGGAGGAUUUAAGCCCAGUGGAAAAAAUGUAUGUGAAGAAGACUAUUGAACAACAUAAACUGGGCACCAGUAAAGCUUCCCUGAGAAAGGUGAAGGUAGUAGGAUCUACCUGUGCUGCCUGCUCAUUUCCAUGCAUGAAAAGUCUUAAGUUUCCUAUAGUGAUUCUAGAUGAGUGUAGUCAAAUGACAGAACCAUCCUCUCUGCUCCCAAUUGCAAGUUUUGAAUGUGAGAAGCUGAUUCUUGUUGGAGAUCCUAAGCAGUUGCCACCUACCAUUCAAGGGUCUGAAAGUGCCCAUGACAAUGGUUUGGAACAAACUCUCUUUGAUCGUCUCUGUUUGAUGGGAUAUGCACCUAUAUUACUUAGAACACAGUAUCGUUGUCACCCUGUUAUUGCUGCUCUAACUAAUGAGCUAUUUUAUGAAGGAAUUCUGUUGAAUGGAAUUUCUGAAACAGACCGAAGUCCUCUCCUGGACUGGCUACCAACACUGUGUUUUUAUAAUGUUAACGGGUCAGAACAAAUCGAGGCAGACAACAGUUUCUACAAUAUGGCAGAAUCAUUUUUCAUUGUCAAAUUAAUACAAUCUCUGAUUGCCAGCGGAGUGGAUGGAUCUAUGAUUGGGGUAAUAACUCUCUACAAAUCCCAAAUGAGCAAGAUCCGUAACUUGUUUGUUGCUAUACGCAUGGAUGCUGCCCAAAUAAAGACUGUCCAGGUGUCUACAGUGGAUGCUUUCCAGGGAGCAGAGAAAGAAAUAAUUGUUUUAUCUUGUGUAAGGACAAGACAAGUUGGCUUCAUAGAUUCAGAAAAGAGAGUGAAUGUGGCUCUCACUAGAGGAAAAAGACAUUUAUUGAUAGUAGGAAAUCUAAACUGUUUAAGAAAGAACAAAUUAUGGGGAAGUGUUAUUCAGCAUUGCACAGGGAGAGAAAAUGGAUUACAACAUGCUAACCAAUGUGAGCAACAACUGAAUGAUAUUGUUAAAUCUUAUUUCAAGAGAAAGAUGGAAGAAGAAGCCAUCAUGAAAAAGAAAAAAUCUAAAAAUGAAUCCGUUUCUCAAAAAACAAACUCAUAAAUAUACUGAAUUAUAUCAAUGAUUUCAUCUUCAAAAUCAAAAAUUGCAGUUUUUAUAUUUUAAGUGCCUCCACUGUUACAUGCAUUAAUGGUUUUUAAAAAGUUUAAAUAUAAUAAAUAACUUUAUAACAAGGUAUUUUUUAAUGAAAGUUAACU